This is a messenger RNA of Myzus persicae (green peach aphid), 1682 nucleotides long. RefSeq lists its product as uncharacterized. The coding region runs from base 1066 to 1602 and encodes 178 amino acids. The record is from RefSeq and is a predicted model, not a curated record. The transcript is spliced from 2 exons. Lineage: Eukaryota; Metazoa; Arthropoda; Insecta; Hemiptera; Aphididae.
AGUAAAAUAGAUUAUCAUUUUAGAUUGUCAUUAUUAUAAAUAGAUAUUCUCUAUAGUUUCCUAAUAUUUUGUAUGAAUUAUAUUAAAGGGUAGGCAUAUAUCGAUCUAUCGAAGUUGAAAUAUGUAAGAUACAAAAAUGUAAGUACCUACCUAUACAUAAUAAAUUUCACCACCAAUACAAGUCCAUAAUAAUUACACCACCAUACGCUCUACAUAUUCACUGACAUUUAAAAAAAUAUAUAUUAUAAUAUCAAAUACUAAAAAAUCGAUUACCUGAUAAUAAUCACGUUCUACAUUGCCUGUUAAGAUAUUUUAGCCUUCGAAGAAAAUGCCAUGCACCCAGACAAUAUUAUGUACUUAUAUAGGUAUGCAUUUUCGUACUUCACAGUUAAAAUUGGAUAGGCGUACCGUAUUAUAUUAUUUUGUGCACAACGACAGAAUAUUUUAUCAAACUCUCACUGGUGAUGACAUGUACGCACGAAUAAAUACUCAACGUGUGAUAUGAUAUAGUUAUGGUAUACCUGGUAUAUACGUAUAUACUGGUAUGACAUGUCCAAUUUUGAAUUUAAAACAAAUAUCAAAUCAUAAUAAAUAAUGGGAAUAGAUAUUAUAUUAUAUUCGCAUAUAAUAUUUCGGUUAGUAACGAUGUGGUCCGAUGUGGCCAAGCAAUUCCGUGUUUCCCAGUAAAAUUAUAGAAAAGACGCCGUAUUGUCUUACCUCUAACUAUUAUGUUGUUAUGUGUCGUAAAGGCGCGAUUGGACGUGCGAUUACAGUAAUAGUGUGCUAAUUCUUCGUUAAUGCGCUACAAUGUUUUCGAAAAUGUCAUUUUUGCCGGUCUCUGGUAAUUAAGGUAGGCCCCUAAUGUCCCCUACUGCCAAAUCGACCGUUUGCAAACGACGAUACCCGUGAACGUCUGCUAUAUAAACCCAGGACCUCAGUCAAAAAGGCACAUCACUCCUUCAGUCGUCUCUUCGAACACACGCACCUGAACGAGUCUCCGCAGUCAGACAUCACUCGACAAACGCUCGACAAACCGUCCACACUCGACAAAACUUCAACAACAACAUGUACAAGUACACAGUCAUGAUGAUCGCAGCGGUGGUUGUUGUAUUGGCGUCCGUUCCGGCCACCUCCGCCCAAGCAGCGGCCAACAAAUUCAACCCAAUGUCAGCCGCGGCCACAUCCGUACACAGCAAGCAUGUCAAGAAUGAGAACCGUCAAAUUUUCGCUUCCGAGGCCUAUAACGAACAGUCGAACAAUGUCGGCAGCCAACUGUUGUCCGGACUACUUGAGGCGAUUAGUAUCCCGAAGAAGAUCGCCAGCGCCUUGAUCAGCAAAGUGUCCGAUCUCCUUAAGUCGGUGGAUCUGAGAAAACUCAUCAAGAUCGCUUUGAUUGGUGGUGCUGUGAUCGUGUUGGGAGCUGUGGCCGCAGCCGGCGUUGCUGGUAUCGCCGCCGUGGUGGCGUUGGUGAGCGCCGCGCUCCCGUACUUCCGGUUCUUCUUCGGCGGACACAAGGGCGAGGCAUCCGAAUCAGAGAUUGACGUCAUCAGCGAAUUCGUUUUGAACGCAUUCAACAAGUACGACAGCCAGCACAAGGCGUAAUGAUGCAACUCGUCGCAUUAAUAUUAUAUGUAAUUAACCGUCCGGUUUUAUUUAUUGUACAUUUAACGAAGCGCUGAUAA